Messenger RNA from Scomber japonicus (chub mackerel), 3739 nucleotides. It is a transcript of the gene chpfa, whose product is annotated as chondroitin polymerizing factor a. Gene Ontology annotation, cellular component: Golgi cisterna membrane. The record is from RefSeq and is a predicted model, not a curated record. NCBI's taxonomy places the organism in Eukaryota, Metazoa, Chordata, Actinopteri, Scombriformes, Scombridae. Gene Ontology annotation, molecular function: glucuronosyl-N-acetylgalactosaminyl-proteoglycan 4-beta-N-acetylgalactosaminyltransferase activity. The transcript has 4 exons. The coding region runs from base 142 to 2442 and encodes 766 amino acids.
AAGAAGCUACAUCUUUCCCUCAAGUCUGAUGUGGAUAGGUCUGCUUCGCCCUCAGACUUGAUGUACAGUUGACCGGAGGCCUGUUGGGACGCCUGAGAAGCGACGCGGGGACUCUCGGUGGACAGGAGCCCGACGCACAAGAUGAGAUUUUCGGCGCUUGUUGCUGUGCUUCGCUCGGUCGGCCCAGUGAUAAUCGGCAUUUCUUUAGGGUUCACGCUGAGUUUACUGAGUGUGAACUGGACGGAGGAAGCGUGUGAACUAGACGGUAAGAAAGUUGAAGAUGUGACUCUGGGUCAGGAUGGACAGCUCAAAGGAGCCCGAAAGCCCAACUCCAUUUCCACUGCCAACGACGUGGACUCCGAAGAGGAUUUUGAACCAAAAAUACUCCCAUAUAAACAAGUCCAGCAGAGUGCCCCAAAGAAAGUUUUCAGGGCAAAAUACAUAAGCACAGAGUUGGGUAUACGAGAGCGUCUGUUCGUCGGGGUCCUGACAUCCAAAAACAGCAUUAACAUCCUGGGCGUAGCUGUCAAUCGCACCAUCAGCCAUCACCUGGACACUGUGGUGUUCUUCACUGGCAUGCGCAACCGCAAAGUCCCCCACGGCAUGUUUGUAGUCUCCCAUGGAGACGAGAGACUGAUAUGGAACAUGUUUCAGACCAUCAAAUACAUUUUCGAACAUUAUAUCAAUGAAUAUGACUGGUUUUACUUUGUCCAAGAUGAUGCCUACACAGAAGCUGACAGGAUCAAAGAGCUCGUAGAUCAUCUGAGUAUGGAUCGAGAGCUUUACAUGGGCAGUCCUGAGGAGUUCAUAGGCGGGGAGAUGGAAGGGAAGUACUGCUACGGAGGAUUCGGGUACCUCCUCUCACGGACUUUGCUCCUGAAACUUCAACCAUUCCUAGAAAACUGUAGGAAUGACAUCCUGAGCGCUAGACCCGACGAGUGGCUCGGACGAUGCAUCAUUGAUUACACCACCGUAAACUGUGUCAGUGAAUAUGAGGGGCUUCAAUACCACCAUUACGAGUUGGGAAAAAACUCUGAUCCAAGUAAAGAGCAGAGUGAGCAGUUCAAGAAAGCCCUGACUGUCCAUCCAGUGUCUGACCCUGAGCAGAUGUACCGACUGCACAGAUACUUCACUGAGAUUGAACUGCAGAAGACUUACGAUGAGAUUGCUAAGCUGCAGGCAGAAAUAAAGAAUGUGAGCGUGGUUGCUUUUGAGGGCAACCGAAGCGCCCACUGGCCAGUGGGGAUCAAUCCACCCUUUGAGCCUAAAUCUCGGUUUGAAGUUCUGAAGUGGGAGUACUUCACAGAAAAGGAGAUUUAUUCAUGCAUCGAUGGCUCCCCUAAGUGUGAGCUGCGCGGCAUUGACAGCAUGGACGUGGCUGAUGUCAUCGACAUAGCCAUGGGAGAGCUGAACAAGAAGUACAAGCCUGUGUUACAUCUGAAGAAGCAGCAGCUGAUUAACGGCUACAGGCGCUUUGACCCUGUCAGGGGCAUGGAGUACACCUUGGACUUACAGAUGGAGGUUGUUAACCAGAAAGGUCACAGCCGUUCCAUCACCAAGCGGGUUCACCUGGUGCGACCUUUGAGUCGUAUAGAGAUCAUUCCCAUGCCCUAUGUCACUGAAGCUACAAGGGUUCACAUCAUUAUACCUCUCACCCAGCAGGAUCGGAACUAUGUUGACCAUUUCCUCGAAGUCUUUGCCUCUAAUGCCUUUGAGACGAAUGAAAAUUCCAUCCUAACAUUAUUGUUUAUUUAUGACCCAGUAGAGGCACAGCAAGUUAACCAGAAUGACAUAUUUGCCAGCGUGAAGACUCAGAUAAAUGCUUAUGAACGCAAAUACCCUACUGUGAAAAUCCCAUGGAUAAGUGUAAAGACGGAAACACCAUCCCAGAUCAAAUUCAUGGACAUUAUCUCAAAGAAGCACCCGGUCGACACGCUGUUCUUCCUAGCAAACGUCAACACAAAUGUCAACUCUGAAUUUUUGAACCGCUGCCGCAUGAACUCCAUUAACAACUGGCAGGUGUUCUUCCCCAUCCAUUUCCAGGACUUCAACCCUGAUGUGGCGUAUCACAACCAGCAGCGUCCAACCACAGUCGAUUUGGUCAAAGAUGCUGGCCAUUUUGACCGCAAAUCAUUUGAAGAGGCUUGUUUUUACAACUCUGACUAUAUGGCAACACGCACACGAAUGGCAGCGGACGUCCAAGAGAAUGAGGAGAUACUAGAGACCCUGGACAUCUACGACAUGUUCGUAAAGUAUUCCAGCCUGCAUGUAUUCAGAGCAGUGGAGCCUGCCUUGCAUCAGCAGUACCGUUACCAAGCCUGCAAUCCGAGGCUUAGUGAAGACAUCUAUCAUAGAUGUGUUCAGAGCAACUUGGAAGGUCUGGGUUCUCGCUCCCAGCUCGCCAUGCUGCUUUUUGAGCAAGAACAAGGUAACAGCACAUGAAAACACCAGAGAAACGUCUACGCCUGCAUGAGUUAAAAUGGAUGUUAACAGCUGUGCAAUUCUCUAAAUAGCCUCUUGAUGCAAGCUAGAAUUCGGUAUUUGAAACAUAAACACAAGAAACACUUGCAUCCAUUUUAACCUAAACAAUGUGUGUGGGUGUUGGUUUAACACAGCUUGACGUUCUCCAUCUUUCAGUGUGCAUCAAAGGUUAUUUGAUUUUUGUAACUUUAGUUUACUUAGUUUGGAAAUUUGAAUGCAGUACAUUCCUAAUGAAACCUUUUUCCUGAAAUGUUUACAACACUUGUCCACACAGAUGAGUUGCUAAACCAAAUGUUUUUGCUACUCUGAUGAUUCCUGAAACCUGGGUUGACUAAUUCUUGUGCACUAGGUUCCAGCAGUAGCUUCAGAGCCUUGAUGUACGGUUGGUUUAUCCAGUUCCUAUGAUUUAAGGUGUCCACCACUGUCACAGGACAACAUAAAUAACCCAUUGGAGUCAUGUUUUUCUCCACCUGUCAAGUAUUAUUCCAAUAUUCAGUUGGAUUUUUAUCCUGGUUUUGUGCACUCCACUGUUUUGCACUACGUGGGUAGCAUACAGCAGACGUGAAAUUAAGUGCAGGAUAUGGCUGCCUUGGGAUAUGUCUGAUGAGCCCAAAACAAGUGAACCAAAACAAUAAUUUGAAAGUGGCAGAAAGUGGCAGUGGCGUCAGAAGUACUAAGCAGUCAUUUGAUUCAAUGUUAACAUCAAAGCUGUCUUUAAAUUGAGCUGUGGUGUGUCACUCUAAUGAUAAAUGGCAGCACACAGUCUGUGUGUCCCUUCACAAAACAGCAUUUGAAAUACUGAGCUUUUGAUAUUUACUGAUUUGAGUAUUUACAAAAGCACACUGUACAUGUGCCUUGACUUUUCAUAUGCUGGCUGUGUUGAAAUUAUUUUUUUAUGCAUCACCAUUUUGCAAUCCACCCCUCAGGGGAUACCCAGCUGCUGUUUUUCGUCAGAAUUUUGGUAUUACAACAUGAUUACCCAAUACGAGCGGAUGGAAGGUAUUAUCUCUUCACUGUAGAUAAAGCCUGUUACAUUGGGGGGAUAAUUUAAUGUGUUGUAUUUAUGGAUGAUUUGGAAAUGUUAUGAUCCUUUCCACAGAUUUUAUACGUGCCUCAAAGCAGGGAAUGAUGUUUCUAGAAAGUGUGUCCUGUUGGUCUUAAGAGGUCAUAGAUGAGGGCUAGUGUACGUCUACCAGUAUACAGUUAGCCUGUGUAUAUCAGAGUUAAAGUCUUCUCCUUUCCACCCUUUCUUGAUGUU